This is a messenger RNA of Ceraceosorus guamensis, 883 nucleotides long. RefSeq lists its product as hypothetical. The coding region runs from base 1 to 804 and encodes 267 amino acids. Gene Ontology annotation, biological process: aromatic amino acid biosynthetic process; chorismate metabolic process. The record is from RefSeq and is a predicted model, not a curated record. Gene Ontology annotation, molecular function: chorismate mutase activity. NCBI's taxonomy places the organism in Eukaryota, Fungi, Basidiomycota, Exobasidiomycetes, Ceraceosorales, Ceraceosoraceae. The transcript has a single exon.
AUGGCUACGUUGCCUGACGAGCAAUUGCCUCCCCUCCCGCUAACGGGUCAGUCGGUGCCGAUCCCACAUGGUCAUUUGUCGGAAGACGACGUAAGCCUGGCUGCUGUGCGCUCAGCCCUGGACGCGCUGCAGCAAUCCAUCGUGCAUUCUGUGCUUGCUCGUGCUGCGCUUCCGCUGGAUGGCAGGACCAUCGCAUCGGAAAAGCCGUUGCUCAAGGCUAUCUUUGCUGCGUCUUACAACUCGAGCAUCGAUUCGGAUCUACCAGAAAGGCUCUUCGCGUCGAUAGCCCCUGAUCCUCCGUACCUUUACUACAUCCGUGAUGGGGCAGCAGCAGAGAGGUACGGUGAUAGGGAGCACCACAGCAGCCCGAAGGAUUUGAUCGAUGCAUACUAUCAGGACGUCCUACCUCACCUACUACGCAGAGCACCAGAGAAUGCAUCUGCCAAUGUAGAAGACGGUCAGACGCAAGUGCCCAACGUCAGCACCUUGACCGCUCUAGCAAGCGCGCAAGUUCUGCAAUCGCUAAGCGCCCGGGUGCAUCUCGGACGAGCAGCAGGGCAAGCCAAAUACCUAGCAGAUCCACUCUCGUACUGCGAUCUGGCCAAACGAGGAAAUGUUGUUGCAUUGCGGGACAAAGUGAGGAACAAGGCUCAAGAGCAGAGCGUCUUGCGCAAGCUGUACUCUCAAAUGCAAGCUUGGUCGCACACUCCAAACUUCUCCGGCGACUCCAAGGUACCGACGUUGAACUUUACGGUGCCUGCAACCAUCAAUCCUCUUCCUAUGGUCGAGUUGUACAGGAUGUGAGCAGAUCGAGGCCUUGAUCCUACAUAGCAUUGAGACGUUCUCAUGAGGAAGAUGACCGAGCUCCUCUCUCUAAUUAGCG